Molecule: messenger RNA, 1320 nt
Organism: Drosophila hydei
Lineage: Eukaryota; Metazoa; Arthropoda; Insecta; Diptera; Drosophilidae
Gene: qkr58E-3
Product: KH domain-containing, RNA-binding, signal transduction-associated protein 2
Exons: 6
Coding region: 19-975 (318 amino acids)
Biological process (GO): regulation of alternative mRNA splicing, via spliceosome
Cellular component (GO): nucleus
Molecular function (GO): mRNA binding
Source: RefSeq, a predicted model, not a curated record
UUUAAUUGAAAAUAUAAAAUGGAUAGUUCUAGCAGUGAAUUCAAUGAAAAGCCAGCUCCACAUGAGCACCAGCCGCGUCUGAACGAGGUAGCUCAAAAAUUCUUGGCUGAUUUAGAUGAAGAACGCCAGCGUUUGUCCGCCGAGUUCCCAUUAUGCGCUUUGCUAAUUGAUGAAGCUGUGGAUCGUGUGUAUUGCACUGGCCGUAUUCCUGGACGCGAGUUUUAUGCCGAUGUUUACAAACAGAAGCCAAUGAAAAUCACACAAAAGGUUUUCGUGCCCGUCAAGCAAUAUCCAAAGUUCAAUUUCACUGGUAAAAUUCUGGGACCUAAAGGCAAUUCUCUGCGUCGUCUACAAGACGAAACGCAAUGCAAGAUUGCGAUCAAAGGACGCAGCUCGAUACGCGACCGUGGUAAGGAGGAACAGCUGCGCAAUUCUGGUGAUCCGCGCUAUGCUCAUCUGCAGAAGGAUCUGUUUCUCGAAGUGAGCACUGUGGCUACGCCAGCUGAGUGCUAUGCUCGUAUUGCCUAUGCGUUGGCCGAGAUCCGUAAGUAUCUAAUUCCAGACAAAAACGACGAAGUCUCCCACGAACAGUUGCGCGAGCUAAUGGAAAUGGAUCCAGAGUCUGCCAAGAAUAUACAUGGACCAAAUUUAGAAGCAUACAGAUCUGUUUUUGACAAGAAGUUUGGUGGCAGCAGCGGCGCACCGAAAUACUUAAAUCUUAUCAAGAGAGCAGCGGAAAAUCCGCCCGAAGCCGAAGAGGCUGAAGAGGUGGCCUACGAGUAUGAUCAUCGAAUGGCCAAGCGUGGUGCACCAUCUGGAUAUGAAUAUAGCAAACCACGCCCAUCAAUAAUACCAACAAACGCAGCUGCAUAUAAACGGCCUCAGCCAUACCAAACUGACAUGAAACGUAUGCGCGAACCACCCAUCAAGUCUUAUAAACCGAAUACGUACACCAUUCUGAAAAAGUAUAAAUAAAAGAAAGCAAAGCCAAUGCUCGUAAGAAAAUAUAAGUUGAACAUACAAAUAUACAAAUACUUUAAUAUAAUUGCACCACAAGCAAAGACGAUGUAAUAGUAAUAAUAAAAAAUCUCCUCAUUUCAAACAAAACGAUGAAAAAGAAAAUCAAGAAAACGUUUCAAUUUGUUUAGGCCUUGGGUGGAGAAAACACAUUUGAGAAUGCCCAAUGCCAAAUAAAUAUGAAAAAUAAUGCAUUAAUUAUAAUAUUUAAACGUUUUUAAUUCACGCUCCUCCUUAUAAGUAUUCAUAUAAAUCGGCACCUUUAAGGUUGUGAACAACCCGAGUUUUUUAUGUUUUCAAAAU